Trichoderma aggressivum f. europaeum is the source of this 1314-nucleotide messenger RNA. RefSeq lists its product as uncharacterized. The transcript has a single exon. Lineage: Eukaryota; Fungi; Ascomycota; Sordariomycetes; Hypocreales; Hypocreaceae. Gene Ontology annotation, molecular function: proteasome binding. Gene Ontology annotation, biological process: proteasome assembly. The coding region runs from base 1 to 1314 and encodes 437 amino acids. The record is from RefSeq and is a predicted model, not a curated record.
AUGGCGUCCGCGGGGGCGAUAUGGGGCCCAGAUGCCCUGCGUCUCCUCCGAGUCGCCGUGUCUAGGACCACAGCCGUGGUCCGGGACAAGCUCGCCAAUGCGGCGAGGCCGUUUCAGAACCAAGCAGUUCAACCAAUUCCUGUGUCGGCCAAAGGCGGUCGACAAUCCAUUCACCCAGCGAACCUCGUUAAACAACAGGCACGAGGAACCCGAGGCUUCUCCACCAACGCGGCGAAGAAUGCAAACAAGGUUGUCCGACGAUACCUCAGCUCCGAGAGCAGUGCUCCUCGACUGGAUCGAUCCAAGCUCCCGAGCUCCAACACUUCCCGCCAAGUUGCUCAGUUCUCCGGCCGAGCACCUUUUGCGAGUGCUCUGCGACCCAAUUUGACGGGCGGAGCUAUGCCCCGAACUGCCGGUGGCUAUAGCUUGGGCGGAGGUGCCCGAUACUUCUCUCAUACGCCCACGGCCCCUGCCCAGGUCGUACAGAACGUCUCUCAGGCAAUGAGGGCCUUUUUCCUUUCGGGACAACGAAUCCGAUAUGAUGGAACAGGACCACGGGGUGAGGCUCAGUACCGGGCCGUAUCCGUACUCGAGGAUGAGGCUAUGCGUAAGCUGGCUGCCAUCCCCAAGUUUGCUCCUGGCGCCUAUGUCGACUUUCAACUGAGCCCAACCAUCACGGCUAUGAGCCCUCUUGCUGCCGCUCUUGUCCAGGCUUCUGGCGCCUCUGGCUUCCAGGCUGAGGCCGCUAUCCCAAGCCUCAACACCGAGGGAUUCCUCGAUGUCCUGUCUGCAGAUUUCGGCCGUGCUUUGAAAGAUCUGACGGCCAUUUAUGCCGACCUUGAGCGUCUCUCAUCCUUGGGUGAUUUGCCGAUAUCCCUAGAAUCUGGCAAUUUGCUCAGAGUCCGAUUUCCGGGUGUUGAUGUUGAAACAGUCGAGCGGCUGUGCGAUGACAUUGGCAUCCAAAGGGGCAUUGUCAGCCAAGACAUCGGUUUUGAGAGCACCGGUGGCGUUAGAACGGCACUCAAAUUUCCUUUUGCACCAGACACUGAAAAGGCCUUGACGUCCCCUGGAGGGUCGGAGGGGUCUUUGGAGGGAAAUGAGUUGGAUGAUAUAUCCUCGCUCGGCGAUGAAUCUUUCGUCCAUGAAGCAUUCGCCUAUGAAAAUUCGGAGGAUCCCUGGUGUUCAGAGACGGACGGUUAUGAAAGCAUGUCGCCUCCGACCAAGUCGGAGCAGCACUCUGAGGAGUAUGAGGGCCUGGAAGGCAUCUAUCGAUUUCUCGAGGAAUGCGAAAAGGCCAAGGGUAGACUGGGUUGA